Helianthus annuus (common sunflower) is the source of this 2415-nucleotide messenger RNA. RefSeq names its product protein FAR1-RELATED SEQUENCE 5-like. NCBI's taxonomy places the organism in Eukaryota, Viridiplantae, Streptophyta, Magnoliopsida, Asterales, Asteraceae. Bases 1 to 2415 code for a protein of 804 amino acids. Gene Ontology annotation, molecular function: zinc ion binding. Gene Ontology annotation, biological process: regulation of DNA-templated transcription. The record is from RefSeq and is a predicted model, not a curated record. The transcript has 7 exons.
AUGCAUGUUGAUUGUUCUCGGUCAUCUGAAGCCCCUGUUAGAUCCCCGGAUGUUGUGAUAUCCAACAAUUUCAUGAACAGCGCGUUUAAUGAUGACCAGGUUAUGGAUAAUGAAGAAGCAUCCCAAGAUUCCCAUAUGCAGCCCAUGACUGUUGCUGUUUCUGGAUCAUCUCAUGGUCCUUCUAUGUUUGCUGAAUCAUCAGGCGGCCAGUUAGACGGGCCUUCGGAUCCAUACUUUGUUUUUGAUACCCUCAGGGAACCCGUUACUGGAUUCCUAACGUCGCUGAUAAGUUUUUCUGUAAAAAAAGGGCAAACUAAAGUCUGGAAUGGAAUUCCCACACACAAGUAUCUCCGAUGCUCAAAAUAUGGAAAACCACAACCAAAGAGGACUUUUGACACCCUAGAUGAAUCUUCUGUUAAGCACCGGAGGACCAACUUCACAUGGUGUGACUGUAAGGCAAGCAUACUAGUCUCGAUCUCGAACGAUUCAUACACAGUUCUGAGUUUCAAUGAUAUUCAUAAUCAUGAACUUGUUGAGAGUUACAACCGUGAUCUUAGCAAGAUAUCACGGAACCUGUCAUUCUCCACGAAACAAUUCAUUCACAAUAUGAGUCUAAACCGCAUCGGACCAAUGAGAGCUUAUAGAUGUCUUGUAGCUUUAAAAGGAGGGCAUCACAAUGUCAAUGGGACUCCGGUCGAUUUUAAAAACUUUAGCCACCAGUUGCGAAUUUUUAUUGGUGAACGCGACGCACAAGUUUUCCUUGAACGCCUGCGUGAGCGUUUUGACAACCUACCCAACUUCUAUUUUGAUUACACUGUAUCAAAUGGAAAGUUGUCCUCUGUAUUCUGGGCUGAUGAGAUUUCAAAGCUAAACUACAAAGCUUUUGGCGAUGUCCUCGCGUUUGAUGCAACUUACAGCACAAACAGGUACAAGAUGGCUUUUGUGCCAUUCACGGGUGUGGAUCAUCAUUUCCAAUGUGUUACAUUUGGAGCCGGUUUGAUAUCAACCGAGUCCAUUGAAUCUUAUGUGUGGUUGCUUAAGGCUUUCUUGAAGGCACACGGUACUCAACCAACUCUCGUGCUGAGUGAUCAAGACCCAUCCAUGCUACAAGCUGUUCCUAUGGUCUUUACCGAAUCACGACACCGUCUAUGCAUGUGGCAUAUAAUGAAAAAACUACCCUCCAAGAUCUCUGCCGACGUGAUCGAUAACACUGAUCUUCGGUCCUGCAUUCACCGGUUGGUUUGGAAUGUUUAUAUCAAACCUGAAACGUUUGAGUCCCGCUGGAAUGACCUCCUACAAACAUUUGGGCUUCAAGACCACAGCUGGUUGAACGACAUGUACAACAUCAAACAUCUUUGGGUACCAGCCUACUUCAGGGAACUGCCCAUGUGUUGCUUGAUGAAGACCACCUCCCGCUGCGAAAGCUCUAACGCUGCCUUCAAGGUCAACUCAACAAGCGCAAACACCCUUGUACAAUUUAUGAUGUGCUUUGAAAAUAGGGCAGACAGCCAACGAUAUCGUCAACGUGUUUCGGAGUACAAAACCUCAUCCACAAUGUUCACUGGCAAUACUGAUUUAGCGAUAGAACAGCACGCAUUCGCCAUUUACACAAACGCUGUUUUCGCGCAAGUUCAAAAAGAGAUAAUUAAAGGGAAGUUUUUAUGCUACAUCACAAACCAAACCGAGUCCAGCAAUUCCAGUCUUCUGAUAGACGUCACUCAUUUGGAUAAAAGGAACAACAUCACAAACGUCUAUCAGGUUACGUAUAACACUGUAGACCAAUCCGCCAGUUGCUCAUGCAGGAAUUUCACACGUAUCGGAUAUCUGUGUCGCCAUGUCUUUUGCGUCUAUCGAUUGAAAAAUGUUGAAAGGAUUCCACCACAAUACAUAAACGAUAGGUGGCGUCGAGAUGCCCUCCCCAAACAUGUUUUUUCAAUUUCCAGUCGAUACGGAGUCAACCCACACGCACCGUCCGUUAUGCGGAAUGAAAUCCUCGACCUCGUUACUGAAUGCGUUGAUGUGGCCAGAACCGAUGAGGAUGCGUUGGCAAAAUUGGUUGACCAACUCAGGGAUUUCAAGAUCAAUGUUCUUUCCAAGCAACCUUUGUUAACAACUGAAAAUGAAUCAAACGAGUGUCAAAUGGAAGAAAUAGUUGGACAGCCAAUCAACAUUCCAGUCGAAGUUGCUAAUCCAAAAGUUGCACGCAAUAAAGGAUGUGGUACUCAUACUCGCAUUUCUGGGCCCGGUGAGAAGGCCAAAGCAAAACCACCAAAACGUCCAAAGCAGCUUCGUUUAUGCAAGCGUUGUGGUCUGUAUGUCGACGACCACGACUCACGCAAUUGCCUUACGGUGGCUGCAAUGAAAGCAGCAAAGGCAGCUGCUGAACAACAAAGGCAGACCGCCACUGGCGACUGA